Molecule: messenger RNA, 2463 nt
Organism: Parnassius mnemosyne (clouded apollo)
Lineage: Eukaryota; Metazoa; Arthropoda; Insecta; Lepidoptera; Papilionidae
Source: the annotation of a GenBank genome assembly
AUGCCAGAAGACACGCAAACUGUAAAAAUCGUGCAAGUUAAUCUAGGACGAGGAAUGGCGGCAUAUAAAGAAUCUUUACAAAUGGCCGUCAACCAAAAAAUUACACUUCUCUUACUGCAAGAACCAUAUAUUGGUUCAAAAGGGCAUGUUACUUGUAAUCGCCGCGUUAUACAAAAAGUGAAUAACAUAAUUGAUAAACCGGUUAAAUCGGCAGUCAUCGUUGUUGAUCCCACGUACUUAAUUAUAGAAAAUCCAGAAUACAUAAGUGAAAAUAUAGUAGGCUUUAUAAUUAAAGUAGGAAACCAUAGUAUAGGAAUACUUAAUGUGUACUUGGAAAAAAAUGGGGAUCUAGAUGAAGAUAUCAGAAACAUUGUGAAAAUUGCACAGAACAUGGACACCGAGGACAUCAUCUUGGCAGGGGACUUCAAUGCAAAGAGUCCUUGGUGGGGUAGCAGAGAGGAAGACAGGAGGGGAUUACACUUAUCGGAAAUGAUAGCAGAAAUGGACAUGAACAUACUAAACCAAGGAAACGACCCUACAUUCUAUCAGUAUCGAGCUGGAAAACUCUAUAGCAGUCUGGUGGAUGUAACCGCUUGUACAUCUUCGUUACUACACAAGGUAGAGAAAUGGAGAGUAGAUCCAGACUUUGUUACACUUUCUGACCAUCGAGCAAUUCAAUUCCAAAUAAACAUUAUCAUAGAUAGACAGAAAACUUCCCCCAGAAAAUCCACACGUUUAUUUAACACCGCUAAGGCAAAUUGGUCAAUUUUUAGGGAUGUUUUAAAAGAAGGGUUAGAAAAUGACAAAAUUACUGAAAUAAAAGUUAAUCUAAUAAAAACAACAAAUGAUUUGGAAGACAUAUUAGACAAAUACAUCAAACAAGUCAGCAUUGCUAGUAAACGGGCAAUACCACCUAUCUCUAAAAAGAUUAACACAACCUGCACACCCUGGUGGACUAAGGAGUUAGAAGCUGAACGACGAGAAUUAAUAAGAUUAAGAAGAAGAAUAAGAUUUGCGAACACUAGGCGUAAACCCUUCCUUAUCCAAGAAUUUACAGCAGCUAAAGAAAAAUAUGUGAGUAACAUAAUGUUUACAAUUACUGAGAGCUGGAAGCAGCUAUGUACAAAGCAGGAAAAAGAGACAAUAUGGCAGAGCAUUUACAGAAUUAUUAGGAAAUGCACAACAAUAAGCGAAGACAAACUUUUGCGUUUAGGAGAAAAAACUCUAAAUCCGAAUGAUUCAGCUAUGCUACUAGCUAAAGUAUUCUACCCUGAAGAUGAAGUAAAUAAGGACACUGAAGAACAAGGAAAAGUUCGUGAUGAAUCGAAUGCAAUUAUUAAAGAUCUAAGAUAUGACUCUAUUAGUUUUCGGGAAUUCACCGAAGAAGAAAUAGAAAUGGUACUACAAAGAAUGAACCCUAAAAAGGCACCAGGAGAAGAUGGUAUAACAUCAGACAUCUGCUAUGAGGCUUACAAAACUUCACCGUCAACGCUGAAGGCAAUUUUCAACAAGUGUCUAGAAUUAGGGCACUUCCCCGAGAUCUGGAAAAAGGCUGUUAUAAAAGUCAUUCCAAAGCCGGGGAAAGAUGAUUAUUCAGUACCUAAAUCAUACCGACCUAUUGGAUUACUACCGGUAUUUGGGAAGAUCUUAGAAAAAUUGUUUGUAGGGAGACUUCUAUGGCAGUUAGGAAGUGAAGAUAAACUCAACAGUUUGCAAUACGGAUUCAUGCCUCAGCGCAGUACAGAAGACGCUUUAUAUGAUACAAUGACGGUGAUAAGACAGGGCAUCAAAGAAAAAAUGAUCGUUGUAGUGGUAUCUCUUGACAUAGAAGGGGCAUUUGAUAAUGCUUGGUGGCCCCAAAUAAUCAGAGAAAUGAAAAGGAAAAAGGUUAGUCCAGAGAUUCUAAGGUUAGUCACUAGUUACCUGUCAUUUAGAAGCAUUUUACUAAAGUAUGCAGGAGCAGAAGUCACAAAAUCAACCACCAAAGGCUGUAUACAAGGGUCUACCUGUGGACCUAUCCUCUGGAAUAUUCUUUUAGAUCCCCUUCUCGAAUCAAUUUCAAAACUAAAUGUCCGUAUACAGGCGUAUGCGGAUGACAUACUUGUUAUUGCAAAAGGACAUUCAGCUAAUGCAGUAGAAGAAAAAUUAAAUCCAGCUUUAGAGCAAGUAAUGGCAUGGGGGAAAAAACACAAAUUGAACUUCGCACCACAUAAAACUCAAGCAAUAGUAAUCACAAAAAAGCUAUCCUAUGAAAUUCCUAUAAUUAAAAUGAAUAAUAUCAUUAUCAAACCAUCUUCGAGUCUGAAAGUACUUGGUGUUACUUUUGACACAAAUUUAAAUUUCGUAGAACAUUUAGAUGGAGUUCUCAGAAAGGCACUAAACAUCUAUAAAACCAUAUCGAGAACAGCAAGAGCCAACUGGGGUCUUAACUCAGAGAUAGUCAAAACUAUAUAUUUCAACUAA